AAACCAUAAAGCAAUGUGCCGAGAGGAGCCAGCGUAGGAAGCCAUUGUGUGUUUAUGCUGUCGUGAGAUAGGAGGACACGAUUCGAUUAAGCGUUUCCAGACUCUGUAAUCUAGCCAUUUUAUUUUCAGUUCCCCCUAGCUACAAGCUAAGAUUACCACUCAGCGCUUUUGUCUUUUCUCGGGAACCGUAAAUUCAGGACAGAACACCAACCUUUGAUAUCGACGUGAACCUCCCCUGCUUUCCCGACGAUCGAAUUCGAGUCGGGAUUAACCACGACGAGUGUUGAAAUCGCUUGCAAGCAGUGAAAUUUACACGUUUUGGUCGAUAAGGAGUUCUUUUCUAGAGACGUGUUCUCAUUUAGAUGGCCAGCUUCCCAGAUUUUGUUAACGAAAAUGAAAUAGGAAAGGCUAAGUUUGUUGGGGAACUCUUAGCUCCAGUUGCUCCCUUUGACCAGAAGUCUGGGCGGGAGACGUGGACCGUUGCCUUCGCACCUGAUGGUUCCUACUUCGCUUGGUCUCUAGGGCAUCGCAUUGUGAAGCUCCUACCAUGGUCAAAAUGCUUGGCCGACCUGUCCGUGAGGAAGGACGAGCGCUCGACCGGAGUCGGACUCCAGCGCCUGUCGCGGCAGAACAGCCUGGGCACGGUCACCCCGUUACCGGGCGAGCCGCGCGAGCACACCAUUGACUGCGGCGACGUGGUGUGGGGGCUGGCGUUCGGCUCCUCCGUGCCCGAGAAGCAGAGCCGAUGCGUCAACAUCGAGUGGCACCGCUUCAAGUUCGGCCAGGACCAGCUGCUCCUGGCCACCGGCCUCAACAAUGGCCGCAUCAAGAUCUGGGAUGUCUAUACGGGCAAGCUUUUGCUGAACCUGAUGGACCACACAGACAUUGUGCGAGACCUGACUUUCGCACCCGACGGUAGCCUGGUCCUGGUGUCAGCGUCCCGUGACAAAACGCUACGAGUCUGGGACCUGAAAGAUGAUGGUAACAUGGUGAAGGUUCUGCGUGGCCAUCAGCACUGGGUGUACUGUAGCGCCUUCUCCCCCGACUCCUCCGUGCUGUGCUCAGUGGGCGCUGGCAAAGCGGUGAUGCUGUGGAACAUGGAUAAGUACACGUUGAUCCGCAAGCUGGAGGGGCACCACAAUGAUGUGGUGUCGUGCGAGUUCUCCCCCGACGGAGCGCUGCUGGCCACUGCCUCCUAUGACACCCGCGUCAUCCUGUGGGACCCGCACAUGGGCACCAUCGUCAUGGAGCUCGGGCACCUGUUUCCUCCCCCCUCUCCCAUAUUUGCGGGAGGUGCCAAUGAUAGAUGGGUGCGCUCCGUCUCCUUCUGUCAUGAUGGACGCCACAUCGCUACCAUCACUGACGACCGACUACUGCGUUUCUGGAGUAUCGAGGAGAAGUCUCCCCAGGCCAUAGCUCCCGUGGCCAACGCCCUCUGCUGUGCCUUCUCCACUGGAGGGAGUGUUCUUGCCGCCGGGUCUCGUGACGGCAGUGUGCACUUCUGGGCAUGCCCUCGCUCCAUCGCCAGCCUGCAGCACCUGUGCCGCAUGGCCCUGCGCCGCGUCAUGCCCACGCAGCAGGUCCACAGCCUGCCCAUCCCCGUCUGCAUGCAGGACUACCUGGCCUACAAGACCGUCUAGCCCUAGCCUGCUGCCCCAAUGCCCUGGUGGUGCGCCGUGCAUCCACGCACCCACCACCCACCAGUCACACACUGGACUAGUUCCUACCCCCCUACCCGCCCCCUUACCAAGGACCUUCUUCCUUUCUCCGUUUGUCUUUCUUUUGUUUGUUUUUUGUCCUUUUCUAAGAAAAUCAAAAGCAGAGACUGUUGUAGAUGAGGAGAAAAGAAAAAAAAAAAAGAGGGAAAAAAAAGCCUUUAUCUAAAGUUUCGAAACCUUGAUAUAUGGUACAGCUCUGUACUUCAUGCAAGGUUUCUCUUUGUAUUUAUUUAUUUUUGUAAGUAUUGAUUUCCAGUAUUUUUUCUUCUAUUUCUAUUUGGUUUGUUUGCAAACUUCUUAACUUGUGAAAUUAUAUAUUGUUUUGUUUCUUUUGUUGCAUUUUUCUGUGUUUUCCUCUUGGAAGGAGAGAGCAUUUCUGUGAGCCGCUCUGCGAGCGACGCUAGUGGAAAGGCCUUACCGACUCGAGUGCACCAAUCACCAAGUUCACCUCUUGCAUCGCCCGCCGGCCGCCAUAUCAAUGCUUUUGUGUGUGUUUUCAGGCCCAGUGCAAUUUCCCCGUCCUGAGCACACGCAGAAGUAUUUAUCCCUUGCAAAAACGUUAAAAAAAUAUAUCAACAAACAAUACAAGUUCAACAAUACUAUAAUAUUUCUUGUGUAGUCUUUUAGAAAAAGAACUAACUGCUUGGAUGCGAGUAGUCCUAGACUUGUGAAUACAUGCGUAGAUCAUGAUGACUUGAAUUCAAAGCAGUGCUUCCUCUGCUGUUAACUUACCCAAAGUGAAGGGAAGCUGCACUUUUUCUGAGGAUUGAAUGCAACGAAUGCGAGUGAGUUGAGUGCACGGAUAUAGAACACUAGGUGCUGGAAUUGACCACCCCUUAAUUGGAAAGAAUGGCUCUAAUUUUUGACACCAUCCUUGUUCAGUGAUGAUGCUGCUUGAGUGAAUAAUGUGAUGUGCAACUUUUCCUGUAAGUGGCGAUGAAACAACAUCUUUUGCUGACGGUGUGAUAAAACAUUGGAAAUACUGUGCGUACCAAAAUGCUGAUGUCUGAGGCUUUGCCAUGCCCAAAAGGCUGAAGGUGGCAUCUCGUGUUCUAUAUCAAUGACCUGAGCGGCUGUUGUGAUUGAGAAGUGUGUCUGGGCUUUGUGUUGUUUACUUUGCGGUGCGUUAAAAGGCUGGGAAGGGAAGAAAGGCCAGCUUGUCUGUACUUGCGUACGCAUGCAUGUAUGUGUGUAUGGAUGUGUGUGUAUAUUUGAGGGAUGCAUGCAGGUUUUGGAAGCCCAGCUUGUCUGUACUUCUGUACGUACGUAUGGAUGUGUGUGUAUAUUUGAGGGAUGCAUGCAGGUUUUGGAAGCCCCUCUUGUGGCAGGCAAACACAUGGCGUUUGUGAAGGGAGAGAGUGAGAGAGAGAAGGACUUUGCUAACUCACGUGCCUCCUGAGUUGGUCCGAUUUUUCUUUUGCACUGCCCACUUGUAGCGCUUGUGUAACUUUCACACGCAUGUGGGCACACCAUGUAUAUCACCUAUAUCGCGCGCGCGCACACACACACACACACAC
This is a messenger RNA of Engraulis encrasicolus (European anchovy), 3235 nucleotides long. RefSeq names its product WD repeat and SOCS box containing 1 (gene wsb1). Gene Ontology annotation, biological process: intracellular signal transduction; protein polyubiquitination. The record is from RefSeq and is a predicted model, not a curated record. Gene Ontology annotation, molecular function: protein binding. NCBI's taxonomy places the organism in Eukaryota, Metazoa, Chordata, Actinopteri, Clupeiformes, Engraulidae. The transcript is spliced from 9 exons. Bases 363 to 1640 code for a protein of 425 amino acids.